Molecule: messenger RNA, 935 nt
Organism: Thlaspi arvense
Lineage: Eukaryota; Viridiplantae; Streptophyta; Magnoliopsida; Brassicales; Brassicaceae
Source: the annotation of a GenBank genome assembly
CUUUUUCGUUCCCCAUGGACUGAAAAAUUCAGAGAAGGACCAAAUUUGAAGUUUCUCUCACACUGCUCUGAUCUCAGCUCCGAUCUGUGAAUCUCUCUCGUCUAUCGCCUUCAACGGGAAAACUAUUUUCUUUUUUCUCCCGGAGACGAGGAAAGAAUGCAGUUCUUCGGUGGAUCCGAGAUAAGUCCGUCGCCGCCGGUUCCGACGGCGAGUGGAAACAACGCGCACAUGAUGUACGUUUUCAACCGUAACGGUGUCUGCCUUCUCUACAAAGAAUGGAAUCGGCCUCUUCAUACGCUCAACCCUCAGCAGGAUCACAAGCUCAUGUUCGGCCUUCUCUUCUCCCUCAAAUCCCUCACCGCCAAGAUGGAUCCCGUCAAUGCGGAUAAAGGGAAUCUGGGGGUUCCACAGCUUCCGGGACAAGGAUGCUCUUUCCAUAGCUUCCGUACGAACACUUACAAGCUGAGCUUCAUGGAGACUCCCUCUGGUAUUAAGAUUAUCUUAGUAACUCAUCCAAAGACGGGAGAUUUACGUGAAUCCCUUAAGUACAUCUACGGUUUAUACGUUGAAUACGUGGUGAAAAAUCCUAUUUACAGCCCAGGAUCUCCAAUCAAGUCGGAGUUGUUCAACACUGCACUUGACCAAUAUGUAAGGAGCAUCUCAUAGUGUGUGCGCAUUACUGAUUUGGCCAUUGGAACUUCUCGUGCUUCACAGAACGUUCUUCUAAGCCAUCUCCAUAGAGAAGAGAGUAUCAAUCUCGAGUCGACUGUUUUCUCUGCAAAUGUAUGUUUUGUUUACACUUUUUUAACUCACUGUAUUGGCUUGUUAUCAAAGAUGUUUUAUUGUUUACUCAAAUCUUGAAAUGCCCAUAUGAGCAAGAAAUCGUAAUUACGUCAUUUAACUUAAAAGCAAAAGUAGAAAUACAUAGCAUUAAC